CUGUUUAAACGGACGCAUAAUUUCACUUUUGCUCUUGCGCUGUACCUCGGCGAAGAGCAACAAUAACACACGGCGCGUUAUGGAGCAGUAAAUGAUAGUAAAUAUGUGUUGAUUGUUUGAGGCGGUCUUACUGUCCUUCAUAAAACCCCGGCGAAUGACAUUUCAUCACUAGCAACUGUUUCUGCAGCUGGAUCGGCGCUGUCUCCAGGUGUGGAUUUGACGGCAAGAAUGGCGAUCAGAAAGAUCUAUAUAAGCGUGGGCUACUCGUGUGUUGGGAUCUUGGUGGGAUUUUCGGCGUUUCUAGUGUGGAACAUCGCUUACAAACAGCCCUGGACCGCCGCGAUGGGUGGAUUAUCAGGUGUUUUGGCACUAUGGGCUCUGGUCACACACAUAAUGUACGUUCAGGACUACUGGAGAACAUGGUUGAAGGGACUGAAGUUCUUCCUGGUCAUGGGCAUCAUUUUCUCCGUGUUGUCCAUCGUGGCGCUCAUCUCCUUCCUCUGUGUCGCCAUCUCCCGCAAAGAAUCUGUCACAGAUCCCAAGAGUCUGUUCCUGUCAUGUGUGUGGAGCUUCAUGAGUUUAAAGUGGGCGUUUCUGCUGGCGCUCUAUUCUCAUCGAUAUCGCAAAGAAUUUGCCGACAUCUCCAUCCUCAGUGACUUUUAAAUAUACACAAAAUAACACACUCGUGCCCACAGACAAACAUGUAUACAAGUGUACAACAUGCUUGGCUAUUACCAUUUAAACUGGACCAGGAACACUCAGUGAGGAGAGUCAGAAAGCUUUGGUCUUUUUAGUCUAUCAGUAGAAGACAUUAGUGUACAACCUCUCUCUCUUUCUGCUAUUGUCUGUCCAGGGAGAAGGAUGUCAUCAGUGAUUUUAAAUUUUGGACUUUUUAAUAUCUACGAUCAACAUUUCUGAGCCUAUUCACUUUACAGUAUGUAUGGUUUAUACUUUGCAUUUCUGAAUGAGGUAUUAAGACGAGUCUUUUGUCUUUUUCUUUGCUGCUGUUCUCUUGAAUGUUUUUCUGCAGUCUCACUAUGGGAUACGGAUAUGUGACAGGUGUUUGUUUAGCUGGUGCAUUUUCUCUUGCAAUUGCAUAGCGUUUUGCCAACUAUCUAUUGGUUUUUAAAUAAGCACUUUAUUGUCUAUAAAAUGUGGUAAAACCAAUCACAAACCUUGUUCCUGUGGGAAUCUUGAGGCUUUACGGGCAACGGAUACAUUAUGUGGAAAGGCCAAAUUCACAUCUUCUUUGUACUUUUAUGACCCCAGUGCAUUAGAGAACAACAUCCAGCACACAUUUGAAUGAAAUGAAUGAUUUUGUAGCAUUUUGUUUUUUUUUCACAAGACAAACAGGGUUAGUGGUUUUUAAGAUUUGCCAUCACUUGUCUGUCACCUGUUAUAUGGCUGAGUGUCGGUUAGUACUGCAUGCAUUUGUCUUGUUAUAUUAAGUUGAGCUUUUUUAUAUUUACACAAAAACAUUGUUAUACUGUUAGAAUGUGAUUUUAGCUUUUGCCUGCCAUUUCAGGCACUCUUCUGAACAUAUCCAUUAUAUUGUAUUGUUAUGAAAUCAGUAAUUAAUGUAUUUGUCAGUGAUCCAUUAAUAAAAUUACCUGACACGUUU
Molecule: messenger RNA, 1621 nt
Organism: Labeo rohita (rohu)
Lineage: Eukaryota; Metazoa; Chordata; Actinopteri; Cypriniformes; Cyprinidae
Gene: slc48a1b
Product: solute carrier family 48 member 1b
Exons: 4
Coding region: 229-663 (144 amino acids)
Biological process (GO): heme transport
Cellular component (GO): lysosomal membrane; plasma membrane
Molecular function (GO): heme transmembrane transporter activity; heme binding
Source: RefSeq, a predicted model, not a curated record